UACAAAAUAAAGUAAAGUAACGAGCUUGUUGUGUGAAAAUUCAACCCCGCGACCAAGUAUUAAACAGCAGUGACCAAACUGAAAAAGGAGCUCGAAAAACAAGAGUGAUUGAGUAUUUGCUUUACACAAAGAAAUGAAAAAUUAAGUGUCACCCAAUCUGCGUUGCGAAAACGUAGAGAUCUUAGGGAGAAAGUGUCCAUAGUCCCUCGGAGGUAAAAGUGCACAACAGGAGGGAAGCUUAAGACCAGUCAGUUCCUGUGUUGUAGUGUUGAUGCUGAGUGUUGCCUCGAGCAGGCAGGGUACCUCGACAGUGCGAGUUUGUGAAUUGCAACUUUCUUGAUCGCCCGAUAGACCAACAGAGACGUAUGCGCAAGAUGAAGCUGUACUUUGUGAUAAUUACCGUGCUGGUAUUACAUCACUGUGUGGAAGCGAAAAACGACACCUCCGAGAUAACGAGCCCGGACAGUAGUGAAACCAAAAAGGAGGAGACCGUAGAGACCAAAGGGAAUGCCACCGAAAAGGCCACCAACCUAGACGUUCGCGGAAAGCGAAAUUUGGAGUUGGGAAUUCACAACGGCUACAACUACUAUCAAACGGUGCCACUCGGGGCGGAACGCCGAAUCUCGAGCGCCUAUCAAGAUCCCAGUUCUUACUAUCAAUCGAACAACUAUGCGCACCACCCACAGGCGCUAGUAGGAGCGCCCCCAGCACAUCCCUACCAUGGUUUCGAGAGUGAACUCUCAAAUACGGUUGGCAACUUCCACACAGGACCAGCAUCUUCACAUCAUCACCAUCAGCCAGUCUACCUAGAAGCACCAGAACCAAUAAUCGAAAUCAUCAUCAAGGAGAGCAACGAAUCGGUCCCUUAUGAACAUGGGCAAGUUGCAAGUUCGAUUCCGAAGAAAAAAGAAGAAGUACAAGUUUUCUACGUAAAGUAUCACAAGGAUGAAAAGAAUGGAAUUGUUUUGGAUUCACCAGUGCCUGCCAUAAAGCCUAUACCCGAUGAGACUGAGGAAGAAGAAGUUCAUAAUCCUGUGCAUGAAGAACAAUUCGUGGUCACUCCAAACCCGCCGCUAAAGACUACAACUUUAAGGGCGAUCAUUAAUCCCGAUUCCGAAAAAUACCACAGCAACAGUGGCAUUCGCAUAUCCUUUGGUGUAGAAGAUAAACACCAGAGUGGUCACCAGGUAUCAGAAACUGAAAGUGAAAGUGUUGCACAGCCUGUCGUAGCUCUACCGCAAGGUCAACAAACUUCGAGAUCUCAACAGCAGUUUCAUCAACAUCCACAACAAACGCAGGUUCUUCCACCUCCGCAACACCAACACCAUCACCAUUCUAGUCAACAUAAAGCCGAUCAAUUCUACCAACAACAUCAACAGUUUGUUCAACAAAGGUCGUUUCCAACGGCAGCUCCAUUCGCUCCGCAACCACAAUACCAUCAGCAGCCUCCACAACUGCAACAAAACUAUGUUCAAAAUUACGCUACUCCAACACCAGUGCCCCAAUAUCGCGCUCAGUCACAGUAUCAAUUCCAGCAAUUCCAAGGACCCCCAAAUCGCUUCCAACAGUUCGAUCAAGGCAGAAACUUUGUUCAUCAACCUCCACCGCAGCAGUAUCGUGCACCACAAGCACAAUCACAACAGUUUGUUCAACAACCCCCCGUUCGGCAGCCACCUGCGCAACAACAGCAAUUUUUACCUCAACCUCAACAACAUCGCCAGCCACCUCCAGAAUUCCAACAACAAUCUCAGCCCAAACCGAUACCUAUUCCACUACACAACAUAAACAAUCAACCUCCACUGAGGCAACAAUACACCCAACCUGCAGCACAAACUCAAUAUAAUCAACCCUUCAAUAACUUCUACAAACACCAACAAACACAACUGGUUCCAAAACCUACCAGUCAUAACUUUGCACCAACGCCAUUGCCACAAACAUUGCCUCCAUACCAGCCACAGCAACAGCAGCCACGAUUUCCAGAAAAUAAUCGGCCUCCAGCAAACCGCGGUAACUUCCUCGAAUACAUCCCACCCGUGCAAGGCGGACUCGUCCAACAAGCCGCUCCCAAUCUAGGUACCACGCGGACACCCGACUAUCAUACCACCGCGGCUGGCCAUCAGAACAACCUCCAAAACAUCCUGCCCAUUGGCGGAGAAGUAGUCGCUAGCGUUCCCAAAUACGAAACCCACAUCACCGAGCACGUUAAUAAUGACCAUCAACGGAAGCAACCACAAACUCCAAAUACCGGCGCACAGAAUGAACAAUUCGCUCGAGGACCUGCGUACAAGAUUCUGCCCUCUCAGGAGUUAAUAAGCCACUCGGUGGCUCCUCAAGUUGAAAGCCAUUCACAGCGCAACUUCGUUCAGCCUCUGCCAACUCCUCAACAGUAUGUCAGCAAUGCUGCACCUCAAAUCAUUCCUAACUCCGAACCUAUCAACCAUAACGUCCGCCUGGCCAAUAAGAUUACUCAAUUUAUCAAUGUGUCACCCCGUAACAAUUACCAGUCGCAAUCGCAGCAGCAACAACAACAGCAGCAUAAAUCUUUCAUCUGGAACGGAGGACCAACUCGACCUCCCACUGCUCCUGGUUUCGCAUCAAAUUUCCAAAAUCAACCAGUGCAACAACAGCAGCAUCAGCAGCAGCAGCAGCAACAGCAUCAUCAGCAGCAACAGCAGCAUCAGCAGCAGCAGCAACAUCAACAACAACAACAUACACAACAACUUCAACAGCACUACAAUAAUUUCCAGACACAAACGCAAGCGCCAUUCGGAACUCGCACGACCACCACACCCGAACAUACCCCAAUCCAACACACAACUACGCGAACCACAACCACUCAACGCCCUUCAACUACAACCCUUGCAGAGGCACCAGCACAAUCCGGAAACAGUGAGAAGAAACAGAAAGCCUUACUGGAUCUUCCCGAUGAAGUACCAGAUGAUAUUCGUCAACAUCUGCUCUCUUCCGGUAUUCUAGAAAACGCCGAUAUCAGCGUAUUGGACUAUGAUAAACUAGGAGAAACUGCACUAGAGAAUCUUCCCGCAGAGCACCUGGCUAAUUUCUACAGCUCAGGUGGAGCCUCACAGUUGGCCAGCUCCAGCAAUGUACUUUCGGUGGUGAAACCUAACGGUGAUAAGGUGGCGAAGAAAUUUAUUAGCAAGAAUUACGAUGCUAAAGACAAGAGAGUAAAAUAUGUCGUCGAAGGUCAAACGGAAGGUGAACGACAAGGUCAAUAUGAGACGACACUGGUAACAAUGCCGGAAAAACAAAACGUAGACUUGAAAGUAGUGCGGUUCGAUUCUUCUAAUCAGAAGAACAUUACCGAUCGGUACAUUAAACAGGAUUCUACCGUACUACCGUCGGUUGGUGUACAGGCGAACUCCGAUAGUGCCGAAACUGCCUACAAUCGCUAUCUACCGUUGAAAAUCAACGGAGCACAGUUUCCGAUCCCGGAUGCCCCGGAGCUGCGUGGUAGAAAAAUUUCCAGUGUCGUCGUGCUGGCCCCGGUUGACACUACUGGUUUGAACAACAGCUUCGUUAUAAACGCCGACACGGAUCGGGACGGCAAGAGUGCAGAGGAGCAAUCACGAUUCGAAAGGGACGCAAUGCUGGAUACACAGAAAAUAAAGUUUAUCGCUGACGAGGCACUAAAGCAGCUGAUAAAGAAACCUUCGACAGAAAACUUCAAACGAUGGCUCGAGCGAGAAGGAAAAACCGAUGUAGAUCUCCAGAGUGUUGUCUUACUUGUUACUAAAAACGAAAACGACGACCAGGAAAUCUUCAUGUACGACAUUGCCACUAAGGGUGUAACACACCUGAACGGUGAAUUGUCGCUGGCCUUCGUGAAAGUUGCCGAAGAAAAUGCCAACACGCACAAUCUGGAUGAAAUGCCCAUAGUCGAUAGUGGAAUUGUGGAACAGAUGGAAACAGCUGAGGACUCCCGACAACAUAUCACGCAUGACUACAGCGAUUACAACGGCGGAAAGGACGAGGAUCUGUACAGCCAUGGUCUUAGUGACUCUUCAUCUCUGGAAGAUGAACAACCAGAACCAUCGGAGCAUAAACCAAUAUACGUGUACCCAAUCAACAGUAAAUAUCGUAGAAUACAGAUCAAUUCGGGUUAUAGUAAUAUCAAGAAUUGAAAAAAAAACAGUCGAAAAAGAAUUAGAGCAUGUGAGUGUGUUUAUGUUAAUGAGAGCUACUGAGUCAAGUGUGAAAUAGAUCAAGUCUUAUGAAUAGUUCAAAUGUUUUCUAUUGCCAGGAGUGUGCAGAAUGCUUGAGAUUAAUUAGUAUUUCCUUCCUAAAUGAUUUCGACAAGCUUACCAUAGACCAACUCGCUCAGCGAAAUUCCAUAUAUAGAAUCUAGUAUUGACACAGGACAACCUUUCAUUUUAAUAGUUUAAUAGCUUAUUGUAGGCUCGCGCGUAGGAGAAAAUUUCUGUACAUAAUAAAAACCAUAACUUCUUAGAAUAAGCCCGAAUUGUUUCUGGUAAAUCGACCAUAUAAAAUAGCGGAUAACAACUAUCGAAUUAGCACACAACUCGACCAGUGGUACCGUAUAUUAUGAGUUCUGAACUCAUAUGUUUAGAAAUACAGAAAUCCAUGAAAUGACCAACAAAGUCAGUAGUACGUAGUUCGAAACUAUAACGAAAUGCGCAGUAUUUUACGCAGUAGUCGAAUGAAGAAAAAAAAACACAAAAUUCAUUGACGAAAAAUUCAAUUCACUUUCCAUAUAGACAUUUUUAGAUAAAUUGUUUUCAUAUGGAAAGGAUUGGAAUAUAAGAAAGUACCAUUACGAUAAAUUUAUUUAUGUUCUGUAUAAUAAUAUUGUACUGGUAAAUUUGCUCUAGAUACGUGAUGAAUUUCGAAAUUUAAUUUGUAAAUUAUUAUUUCUUACUAAAUUUCGCCACAA
This is a messenger RNA of Sabethes cyaneus, 4912 nucleotides long. RefSeq lists its product as uncharacterized. NCBI's taxonomy places the organism in Eukaryota, Metazoa, Arthropoda, Insecta, Diptera, Culicidae. The coding region runs from base 366 to 4142 and encodes 1258 amino acids. The record is from RefSeq and is a predicted model, not a curated record. The transcript is spliced from 4 exons.